Molecule: messenger RNA, 590 nt
Organism: Sitodiplosis mosellana (orange wheat blossom midge)
Lineage: Eukaryota; Metazoa; Arthropoda; Insecta; Diptera; Cecidomyiidae
Product: protein phosphatase 1 regulatory subunit 16A-like
Exons: 5
Cellular component (GO): nucleus; cytoplasm
Molecular function (GO): protein binding
Source: RefSeq, a predicted model, not a curated record
UUUUUAAUAUCGCAAACAAAGGUGCUGUUGUUAAAAAUGGUACCUUUUUUACGACUCCUAAAAUUGAUCCAGAGAAACAGAACGGAUCCGAUUUAAAAAAAAAACGGUGAAAUUUCCAUGAAAAAUUGAACAUUUCUCUAAAACUUGUUUCUAAAUUACCAAUGUCAAGGUCCAAAAUGGUCGAGCUAUUUGAUGCAAUCGAAAAUGAUUCUAUAUCAACAAUCGAAUAUUUGAUCCGGGGAGGAAUGAAUAUGAGCUUACGAUUUGACACUGGAGAUACUCCAAUCCAUGUGGCUGCAAGUUUUGGUCGUGCGAAUGUCACAAAAAUCCUCAUCAAACACGGUGCAGACCUCAGUGCUAAAACACAUGAUGGAUAUACCGCUCUUCAUAUUACUGCAUACAAGGAUUAUGCGAAAAUCACCGAAUACCUCAUCGAACAUGGUGCUGACGUUGAUGCGAAAAGCAGCGGUGGAUAUACAUCCCUCCAUUUGGCUGUGACGUAUGGUUCCGUGAAUGUCACAGAAGUCCUCAUCAAACAUGGUGCUGACAUCAGUGCUAAAAAUCAAAAGGGAAAUAUGCCAAUUCAUCUU